AUGCUUUUAGUUCUCCCUGGCCGGCAAGGCUAAGCAAUGUGUGAGCUGGAGUGACCUUUAUGCACAAUGUCUUUCCAAAGGCCUAUCCAGCAGAACAACAAUUUGGUGGAUACGGGCCCAGCUUAUAGCUUCUACUCUACUCCCACAGGUAACCCACAAGUGGAUAAUAAAAGGAUUCAAAUGCUGGCAGAAACAGUGGCCACUUUGCCCCGGGGACGAAAGCAGAAUGCUUUGACUAGAUCAAGUUCUUUGGGUGACUUCUCCUGGCCACAGAGAAGGCUGGUCACUGUGGAAAAACAGGAUAAUGGAACAUUUGGAUUUGAAAUUCAGACUUACCAACUGCAGAACCAAAAUGUCUAUUUGACUGCGAUGUACACAUAUAUCUCUAAAGUACAGGAGGAAAGUCCAGCUUACCGCUCUGGACUGCAGACUGGUGAUGUCCUUGCUAAUAUCAAUGGAGUUAACAUGGAAGGUUUUACUCACAAGCAAGUGGUUGAAUUGAUAAAAUCUGCAGGAAACAGGUUAAGGCUGGAGACAGUUAAUGGAACGAUGAUUCUCAGAAGGGCAGAGCUUGAAGCCAAGCUGCAGGCUCUGAAGCAAACCUUGAGAGAAAAAUGGGUGGAGUUCCGAGCUUUGCAGUUACAGGAACAGCGCCUGCUUCAUGGCGAUGUAGUUGACAGCUCAGGACUGGAAAGUUUGCAAUCAGAAGAAUCUUUAGCCGAAAGCUCAUCGGGACUGGCUGCCACUUACCAGAACCGCAACAACCGCCUUUCCAGUGAAAGCAGCUGUAAGAGCUGGUUGAGCUCCAUGACUAUGGAGAGUGAGGAUGGUUACCAAACGUGCAUGUCUGAGGAUUCGUGCCAGGAAGCCCUGAGCCGGCAGACGAGCAUGGAGGAUGAGUGUUUUUUCCUCAAGGAUGGCGAGAUGGCGCUGAGGAAACCUUCCACCAGGAGGAACAGGAACAUCAGUACUGCUAGCAGCGGCUCCAUGUCCCCCUUGUGGGAAGGUAGUGGCACCAAUUUAGUCAGUGUGUUUGGGACUCUGCCACGAAAAAGCAGAAGGGGAAGUGUUCGGAAACAGCUUUUGAAAUUCAUUCCUGGCCUGCACCGAGCAGUGGAAGAGGAAGAGAGCCGAUUUUGACAAGGGAGGAGCCCUUUUCCAAUGCGCUCAUCCCACAAGGAGUGGCAAUGAUGAAAACGUGUUGGACCAUCCGAACUUCAGCUCCACCCAGCUCAGUACAAGUGAGGAGAUGGCUUCGGAAACUGACAUGGGACCUCAAGGCAGAAGUGGCCCUUAUUUAAAUGAUUCAUCUACAUUUUGUUGCUGUUGCUGUUGUUGUUGUUUUAAAUUGUUCUUCAACCAACUAAAUUUGGAAGGGACGUGAGUCCAGAUCUUCUCCUUACUACCUGGGUGACUUUGGGCAACUCACUUAACCUCUCUGGGCCUUUUAUAGAUGAGGAUCUAUUAAAUGAAGGGGUUGUACUCGAUGACUUUGAUUAUCCCACUUAAAUAAAUUGUUGGGGAUAGACUUGGUUAUGAGAAAGUGUAUGCCACAUCUGAUGUUGCCUAUGUAAGGAAAGGAAUAUUUAUUAUCUAGAUUGUCCAUGUGAAAAAUAAGUUUGAGACUUUUUGACUCAAAUUAGAAAAAAAUGGAUGCCUCAAGUAAUAUGACUGCUUGGAAUAUUUUUUCCACAGGCUUUUUAGUGGGUUUGCCUAAGACCAAAGUGCAGUCUGGAAAUGCUUUAAAAUCAAGGAAUGUCAAAAUAUAUAUUUAAAUGUAUAAAUUUAUAGCAGAUGUUAGAGACCAGUAAUUCUCCAUGCUGCUGAGGGACAGAAUAAGAGAAGAUCAUUAAAGAUGUGUCAGGCCAAAUUCAGCUUGGGAAUCAGGAUACACAUUUCCUGACAAAGGGGGUUAUCAAGACUUGAAAUGGGUUGCUGAGGGUAAUUAUUAGUUUUCCUUCACACGAAACCUUUAAAAACAUCAGAGAUUCUUAUCUCCCAAGGCUAGUUCAAGUGUGCUCCUUCCUGAGGAUGGAAUAGGGAUUGGAUCCCUUGGCAACAUACCUAGGUUUUGUGAUGAUUUUCUGUCCAUUGUCCAAAAGGCCUAAGAAUUUUAUCCCAAGACAUUUCUCCCUGUCACCUCCCAUAUUCUAGCUGUGCCUUUUUGAACACUCUUCUGUGUUUACUAUCCAUCAGGGUGCACAAUAACUUAGGCUUCAUAGCUCCUGGGAUGAAGGUGAUUGUUAUUUUCACCCUGGAGUAAAUCAUCUGAGCUACCAGUAAUAAUCCUUCAGUUUUUCAAAUAUUACAUAUUUUUGUGAGGGAGGGGGAGGGAAAAGGGAAAGAGGAGUUUGCAGAGUCCAUGUGGGUCUACUACCAGACAUGAAUAAACUUCAAAGAUAAUUAAAAAGUUUUAUAAUUUUGGGGAAACAUUGAAAAUUUAUAAUUUUCCUAAAGGGAGAGCAAGCAGGUAGAGUUAAGAAAAACUGAUAACAUUUAUAAUUAAAAUCUUUUCCUACUGUGGUAUUAAAAAAGCUUUUCCAAAUUCAUAGUAAUAUAGAAUUUAUGUGAAAGAAAUGUAUAAUUGGCCUUCCAAUAAAUAUUAUUUGAUACUGCUUUGGUGAUACCAAGUUUUCAUAGGACACUCCCUUGUACUAUUAUGCUACACAUAAGGAAGGAUUUAAAUAUACAGGUUUGGGGUAUUGCAUAGACAUACCAUCUUUAGUUAUUAUUCUCUAUUUGGGAAAAAAAAAUUAUGUGGAAAGAAAGUUCUGAUUGUUUCUGUUAUUCUGGACAUCCACUAGCAAGUUUUCUGACUUGUUCAUUUUGAGGGCAAUUGAUAGCCUUAUUUCUUACCAAUAAAUUAUGCUCAGUACCAACAUUUUGAGAGAUGAUGCCAAAUAAGUCCAAA
Messenger RNA from Vombatus ursinus (common wombat), 2911 nucleotides. RefSeq names its product cytohesin-interacting protein-like. Gene Ontology annotation, cellular component: cell cortex. Gene Ontology annotation, biological process: regulation of cell adhesion. The record is from RefSeq and is a predicted model, not a curated record. Gene Ontology annotation, molecular function: protein binding. Lineage: Eukaryota; Metazoa; Chordata; Mammalia; Diprotodontia; Vombatidae. The transcript has 8 exons. Bases 67 to 1140 code for a protein of 357 amino acids.